AUGUCUGCAUUCGACCCUUACGCACACCUUGGCUUCAGCAAGAACCCCGACGGCACCAUCACACGUUUAUUAUCAAAAUCACCAACCGUUGAGGCCAACCCUGAGCCUUCACCCGGAACCACCGUCGUUUCAAAAGAUGUAACCAUCAACGCCGAAAAGAAAACAUGGGUCCGAAUCUUUCGACCCACCAAGCUCCCUUCCAACGACAACACGGUGGCGCGUUUGCCCAUCGUCAUUUACUUCCACAACGGUGGCUUUGUGCUCUUCAGCCCUAACGGCAUCGACAGCCAUAAGAAGUGCUCGCACAUCGCCGAUGACGUCCCCUCCAUCGUUGUCUCCGCCUCUUUUCGCCUUGCGCCGGAGCAUCGUCUCCCGACACAGUACCAAGACGCAUACGACGCCGUUUUGUGGGUGAAGAACCAAUUAAACAACCCCAAUGGAGAGAAAUGGUUAAAAGAUUAUGGGGACCCUUCUAGAUGCUACCUAUAUGGCUCUGAUUGUGGUGCCAAUAUAGCUUUCAACGUUUCCAUGCAGACUGCUGACACAGAUUUGAGGCCAUUAAGGAUUCGUGGUUUGGUCCUGAACCAACCCAUGUUCGGAGGGGAGAAGAGAACAGGAUCAGAGCUGAAGUUUGCAGCAGAUCAAGUAUUACCUUUGCCAGUGUUGGACUUGUUGUGGAGUAUGGCUUUGCCUAAAGGGACAGAUCGUGACCAUAGGUAUUGCAACCCUAUGGUGAAGGGACCACACCAUGAUAAUGUUAAGAAGGUGGCGAAGUGUCUUGUUGUAGGGUUCAAUGGGGACAUCAUGGUGGAUAGACAACAAGAAUUCGUGACCAUGUUGGUCAAAUGUGGGGUGCAAGUGGAAGCACGUUUUGACCAAGUGGGGUUCCAUGAUAUUGACAUGGUGGAUCCUGCUAGGGCUAGUGCUGUUGUAAAUAUUGCCAAGGACUUUAUUCUUGGUUGA
This is a messenger RNA of Vigna angularis (adzuki bean), 963 nucleotides long. RefSeq names its product probable carboxylesterase 9. Gene Ontology annotation, molecular function: hydrolase activity. The record is from RefSeq and is a predicted model, not a curated record. NCBI's taxonomy places the organism in Eukaryota, Viridiplantae, Streptophyta, Magnoliopsida, Fabales, Fabaceae. The transcript is spliced from 2 exons. Bases 1 to 963 code for a protein of 320 amino acids.